AUGCGUCCAUCGCAGUCGUCUCAUGUGGCAGGGAUGGAACCACACCACCCCGACGCAUACGAACCAUCGCCACCAUACAUUCCAUUGACCACCCGCGGAAAAAAAUCCUUGAGCGAAACCAAAGCCAGGCUGGUCAACAUGUACAGGGGGGCGCCAGGCACGCUCCUUGGCGCAGGCAUGGGGCUGGUGGUGGGCUAUCUUGUCACGCUGGACGCCGUGUAUCCAACGAUGCGCGCAUACGACGCACGCUCGAACAGAGCUAUCGAGCGAAUCAUGUUAGAGCCAGGCAGGGCGUACCUUCGAGCACUUACUUGCGUGGCUCUGCCGUUUGCAUUUCUCAAUUUGACGUUGGUGGCCGCUGAUAUUGCCUCGUCGAGGACGCCGGGGGUGGCCAAGCUAGGGGUGCGUGUAGGUUUGAUGUCGUUGGCCAUGUCGUUCGCGAUCGUCGUUCAAGGGGUGUAUGUCGGCUCGCUCGUGGCGCCAACGUUUGAAGGAAGUCGAUACAACUUUCGCGCCCCUGCUGUAUCACUUGAAUGCCCCACGACAUCCACGAAAACGUCCUUGUUCUUCGACCCGGUAAGGCAAAUCAUGACCUGCCACGCGACCAACCAAACCGUGUUUUCAUUUGGCUCGGACGAGUUUGCUCCUUAUGCCAUCGACCCGUCUGUCAACAGAUUGGCACGGUAUACGUCGACGAUCCAGGAAGUGAUCGCGGCGGUCUUGGAAAUCACCCCCACUCGCUUCGUCGAAGCCACCAACACCAACGUCGUGGCACUUGUGGUGGGGGCACUGGCCACUGGCGUAGCCAUAGGCGCCCAUCUCACCCAGUUCAAAUCACUAUCUUCCGACAGUGCUGCCGGCAACAUCACAGUACUAGCCGCGCUACGGGAACUUGUCUCUGUCUUUCAAAUCAUGACUUCGUGGAUUGCCAUGACCACCCCUCUGGCCCUCAUUUCGCUCGUGGCGGGACCCAUUUACGCUGGCACGCACAACGUGUUUGAUUUUACCAAGCCCACGAAUGGCCUUAUUGGCGUGUGCUGGUAUGUCUUGGUAUUUGUGGGCGUAGCCGCGGUGCAUGCCGUGGUCGUUCUGCCGGUUGUGGCAGUCGUUGGUUCACGCGGCCGCCUGUCGCCCCUUCGUUUUCUCUGGCACAUGCGGGAUGCCCUCAUCUACGCACUGCACACUUCGUCCUCCCGCAAAAGCCUCCAUGUACUCCUCAGCACGUUCGAGCGAACCGUGGGCCAGCCGACGGCGAAAACGAGGUUUGCCAUCGGCACCGGCGCCACGCUCAACAAGAACGGCGGCGCGCUGUACGUGAGUCUGUCUGUGAUCUGGUUGUUUUCAAACGGCGGUUUGCAAACCAUUUUCUCACCAACCAAGGUGGCGUUGCUGGUCGUGCUGGCCACGGUGGGGUCGCUGGCAGUCACUCCCGUGCGCAAUGGCGGCAUGGUCGUCGUGAUCUGCGUGUUUGCAAUGCUUACAGGGCUCGCCCCGCCAUAUGCCAUCAGCUUUUUGUUCGUCGCGGAGUGCAUCGUGGACCCUGUCGCAACGGUGCUCAACGCAUGGGGCAACAUCAUCGUGGCAAGGCUUCUAGGCGAAGCGUCGUAGCGACGUGCCACAGGAUAGCCACCGAUGAAAUCUACUAUGUUUAUGUGACCG
Molecule: messenger RNA, 1659 nt
Organism: Aphanomyces astaci
Lineage: Eukaryota; Oomycota; Saprolegniomycetes; Saprolegniales; Verrucalvaceae
Exons: 1
Coding region: 1-1608 (535 amino acids)
Cellular component (GO): membrane
Molecular function (GO): symporter activity
Source: RefSeq, a predicted model, not a curated record